AACAACAAUAUUUCCCUCCAGCUUCACAUACAUUUCCAAUACCUCCUUAUUCUGGAGAUUUAAACCGAGGAAACUACUUUUUAACAUCCAAAAAAAGUCCCUUUUUAUCCUCCUUUUUUUCGGAGGCUGACCUCCAGGAAAGCUUCAUCACAGGCGGAGACAACAGGCUUUCAACGCCGACUUUGCUGCUUCCAAACUCGGUGUUGAAGCUGCAGCCUCCCCGGCAGGAGGAGGUCCCUGAAGGCACCGCGGUGCUGGAGGUAAUGAAUGCGUUGGCGGGGUCAAUACCGAUGAUGAUGCGACCCACGCUGGCUCAGAACUACCCCCGCAGUGGCUUCCCACUGGAAGUGUCUACCCCUUUGGGUCAAGGCCGCGUGAACCAGCUCGGAGGAGUGUUCAUAAACGGCAGACCUUUGCCCAACCACAUCCGACACAAGAUCGUGGAGAUGGCGCACCACGGAGUCCGGCCGUGCGUAAUCUCCCGGCAGCUGCGCGUCUCACACGGCUGCGUCUCCAAGAUCCUGUGCCGGUACCAGGAGACCGGCUCCAUCCGACCCGGGGCCAUCGGGGGCAGCAAACCCAAGCAGGGAACAACGCCGGACGUAGACAAGAGAAUAGAAGAUUACAAGAGGGAAAACCCGGGUAUGUUUAGCUGGGAGAUUCGGGAUAAAUUACUGAAGGAUGGGAUAUGUGACCGCAACACCGUGCCUUCAGUGAGCUCCAUCAGUCGCACCAUGCGGAGUAAGUUCGGGGGAAAAGGCGACGAAGAGGAGGAUGAGGAGGAGCUGGAGAGGAAGGAGCUGGAGGAGAGCGACCGGAGGGCCAAACACAGCAUCGAGGGCAUCUUAGGAGACAGAUCGAGUCACUCAGACGAGGGUUCGGAUGUGGAGUCGGAGCCGGAUCUGCCUCUGAAGAGGAAACAGCGCCGCAGUCGCACCACCUUCACGGCGGAGCAGCUGGAGGAGCUGGAGCGGGCCUUCGAGAGGACGCACUACCCUGACAUCUACACCCGGGAGGAGCUGGCACAGAGGGCCAAACUCACAGAGGCCAGGGUCCAGGUGUGGUUCAGCAACAGGCGGGCGAGGUGGAGGAAGCAGGCCGGAGCGAGUCAGCUGAUGGCGUUCAACCACCUGAUCCCCGGGGGCUUCCCCCCAUCAGCCAUGUCCAGCAUCCCCCCCUACCAGCUCUCUGACAGCAGUUACCCCCCCUCAUCCAUAGCACAAGUGUCGGAGCCCCACAGCACGCUGCACCGGCCCCAGCCUCUGCCCCCCUCCUCGGGCCACCAGGGCUCCGGGGGCGGAGGUCAGGUAGAAGGAGGCUCGCCAUACUGCCUGGCCUCCGGACGACACUCCUUCUCCGGAUACUCGGACGGCUUUGUGAGUGCGGGAGGACCGGCCAAUCCCAUGAACCCCGCCUUAGGAAACGGACUCUCUCCACAGGUGAUGGGUCUGUUGAACCCGGGCGGAGUGCCUCAUCAGCCCCAGAGCGACUACGCCAUCUCCCCUCUGACGGGAGGCCUGGAGCCCCCGGCCGGCAUGGCGGCGAGCUGCAGCCAGCGCAUGGAUCACAUCAAGGGCCUGGAGGGUCUCACCAGCGUCCCCUCCAUGGCGGCGCUGCCCUCCCUGCCCAGCUCCCAGUCCUACUGCCCCCCCUCCUACAGCUCGCCGGGCUACACCGUGGACCACAUGGCUUCCUACCAGUACGGCCAGUACGGACAAAGUAAGGUGCCCUUUCUUAUCUGAGGCCUGAAAUCACCUGAUCCAGAGCUCCAGACGUCACAGAGGGACAUUUAUGUGUACAGCGAUGGAAAUCUUUUAAAAUCUGGACCAAAUUUUUAUUUUGCUACUAUUUACCGGGACACUUUCUUAACUGCAGGACUUUAUAUUUUUUAAUUCUUGUUGGAGAAAUGGACAAAAAAAAAGAAGGGACCACAAGAAGGAAUAUCAGACCAAAAACUGUUGACUGAUUUCGAACAAAAACUGUCGAUUGACGGCGGAGAUGUCAGCGCUUAACGAGGUUGGUGACGUCGAGCUUUGACCGCCUGCAGAGCCACGAGGAGGCACUUUAGUGACCCAACAAAAAUCCGUGGACUCCGGGGUCUCUGUGAGCAAAGCAAACCCGAAUCUCUCCGUCAAAAUCUGCCAUCCUUUGAGGCGAUGCUUAAAGGAACAUGUUUACAUAUCUUAGGGCCACAUGAGCAUGUAUAAAAUUCCAUGUAUCCCCGAUUUAAUCCCCAGAAUAUAUCUGCUGAAAGGGGAAAAGAAUAGGGCUUUGUUGAUCUUUUUUUUAUAAUGUAUCUCCGCAUCCCACACAAGGAGAGAAAUUCCACAGACAGAGAAAACAAACGUGAGAAUCUGAAGGGUUUUUAUUGUGUCAGAGACCCUAAUGUACACCACAGCUGUACUGCAGUGAAAGUUCAUUCAAACAUUCCUCCCCCCUCUGUCUCCCCCCCUCUCCUCUCGCCUUUCUGUCUCACUCCUUCUGUCUCAUUGAUGUUUCGGACGGUGAGGCAGGGAUCCCGGCCUUUUGUAGUUUUUAGAGAGGACCUCGGAGGAGGUCAAGGGGUGACUUUAGGGAAAAUGACAGAUGAGAGAGCAGUAGAGGAGGGCGGCGGAGAAAUGGCUUUAAAGGAAGGGGAAAAAGGGAGGGGGAUAAGCAAGAUCGAUCACAGGGUUUAAAAACCCUCUAAAGAUCUUCUCCGGGCGAGAGAAAGCCACCAGGUCACAAGUCACGACCGAAAGACACUUGAGUAACCAAGAGAGUUGAGACUAAAGACUGCCAUUCUCCCAGCUGACCAGAAGUGCAAUAUCAUGUAUCUGAGAGUCCAGUACCCUAACCCCAACCCUAACCCCUCGUAAACACAAUGGAAAAGACUCUUAAAGUCUUACAAGUCAGUUGGAUUAUAACUCUGGGUGUAAUUUGGGAACAACAUGUCCAAAACAAAUGAGAAACAUUGUUAAAACUGCCAUUACAGCACACAGAAUCACAUUUGUGAGGAUUUAAAUUGUGCGUAUUGUAAGGAAAUGCAUGAAUUAAGGGAAGGCCAAUGAAUACAGAAAAUCACCUGGAAUGGAAAAAGCCAAAAUUGUACAACCAGGUCACAAGUAAACCCGAGAGACAAUUGAGAAACCAAGAGUUUACACCAUCAUCCCCACUGAUCAGAAGUGCGAUAUCAUGUAUCUUGUAGUCCCCCUCAGAAAGUCUUACGAAACAGUUUGGAUUCAUUCUCUGGGUGUAGUUAGAAGAACAACACGUGUGACUUUGUCCAAAAGCAAUCAGAAGUAUUGUUAAUACCACCCUAGUAGCACACUGUGGACCACAUUUGUAAUGAUGUGUGUCGGUGUAGUUUCAUUAGGGAAAAGCACAAAUCAAGGGAGGGCCAAUAUAAACAAAAUAUAACCAGGAAUGGAAAAAGCCAAAGCUGUACCACCGGGUCACAAGUCACGGCCCAAAGACACUCGAGAAACCGAGAGAGCUUUGACUAAAGACGGCCAUUCCCUCAACUUACCAGAAGUAAAAAUAUCAAGGAUCUUGUUGGCCAGCUCCCCGUUAGAACAAUAAGAAAUGAAAUCAAUCGUUCCUCUUAAAGUGUUACGAAACAGUUUGGACUUAUUGUCCUGAUCUUGUUUGGGAACAACAGAUGUGUCUUUGUCCACAACAAAUCAGAAACAUUGUUAAUACCGCUCUAAAAGCACACAGAGGACCACAUUUAUAAGGACUUAAAUCUGUGUAUUGUGUGGAAAAAUAUGAAUCAAUGUAAACAGAAAAUCACCAGGACUAAGAAAACCAAAGGAUCCCUUAAUGAUCCCACAGAGGGGACAUAUACAUUUGACCCAUCCUAGCGUUGGGAGCAAGGGGCUGAGCGGUGUCUUGCUCAGGGACACUUUCGGGGUCUUGAACUGGUGGUCCUUCCAGUUCCCAAGCCGAGUCUCUAUGGACUUUGCCACCACCACCCAAGUCACAAGUCAUGAACCACAGACAAUUGAGAAACCGGGUGAGGUUUUGAAUAAAGACCACCAUUCCUCCGACUGACCAAAAGUCAAAAUAUCAUGGAUCUUAGAGUCCACAUCAUCUAAGGAAUCAAUCGCACUUCUUAAAGUCUUACGAAACAGCUUGGAUUCAUUCUCUGGGUGUAGUUUGAGAACAACACAUGUAACUUUGUCCAAAACACUAAUCAGAAACCUUGUUAAUACCGCUCUGAAAGCGCACUGAGGUCCUGGGGUCAGUGUAUGAGUGUGUCUUGAAUCAAGGGAAGGUAAACAGAGGAUCACCAGGAAGGACAAAGUCAAAACUGUACAACCAAGUCACAAGUCGUGACCGACAGACAACUGAGAAACCAGAUAUGUUUGACUAAAGACCACCAUUCCUCCAAAUAUCAUGGAUCUUAGAGUCCACCUCAUCUAAGGAAUCAAUCGCACUUCUUAAAGUCUUACGAAACAGUUUGGAUUCAUUCUCUGGGUGUAGUUUGGGAACAACACAUGUCAAAACAAAUCAGAAACCUUGUUAAUACCGCUGUGAAAGCACACUGAGGUCCACAGGUCAGUGUAUGAGUGUGUCAUGAAUCAAAGGAAUGUAAACAAAGGAUCACCAGGAAGGACAAAGCCAAAUCUGUACUCAAGUUUAUAUUGUUGUGUUGCGUGGUUUAAUGUUUUCAUUGUGCAUUUAAACAACGAUUUGGGUUUGUAACGCAUUCCAGACGUAUUCAUUGCCUCAAAUGUCUGUAUGUAUGAUUCCCCACAGUGUACAAGUGAGUGGCAACACAUCAGAACAACCCAGCUUGUUUUGUACAUCUGUCUAUGUUAGAAUGAACCAGUCCUUUCAUUCCUUUGAUAUAUUUUUUGUAUUAUUUUGACAAAGCGAUAUGACAUAAUGUCAUGUGUACUGAGCGCAUUAUCACGACUAUUUAUAAUGAAAUAAAAACCCUGAAAAUAGUCUGUUUUUAUUCAUUUCCGUUCCUCCGUAAACUAAAUAGACUCUUUGUGUUUAUUUUUGAGGAACACAAAGUGAUUGACUCUUCAGAAGAAUAC
Molecule: messenger RNA, 5027 nt
Organism: Eleginops maclovinus (Patagonian blennie)
Lineage: Eukaryota; Metazoa; Chordata; Actinopteri; Perciformes; Eleginopidae
Gene: pax3b
Product: paired box 3b
Exons: 9
Coding region: 264-1742 (492 amino acids)
Biological process (GO): regulation of transcription by RNA polymerase II; anatomical structure development
Molecular function (GO): DNA-binding transcription factor activity, RNA polymerase II-specific; RNA polymerase II cis-regulatory region sequence-specific DNA binding
Source: RefSeq, a predicted model, not a curated record